This is a messenger RNA of Brettanomyces nanus, 1128 nucleotides long. RefSeq names its product glycosylphosphatidylinositol anchor biosynthesis (gene GPI8). Bases 1 to 1128 code for a protein of 375 amino acids. The transcript has a single exon. NCBI's taxonomy places the organism in Eukaryota, Fungi, Ascomycota, Pichiomycetes, Pichiales, Pichiaceae. Gene Ontology annotation, biological process: proteolysis; protein localization to cell surface; attachment of GPI anchor to protein. The record is from RefSeq and is a predicted model, not a curated record. Gene Ontology annotation, cellular component: GPI-anchor transamidase complex. Gene Ontology annotation, molecular function: GPI-anchor transamidase activity.
AUGAACUGUUUAGUGCUGCUCUUGUCAAUUCUAGUGUCCCUCGUGGCUGCAGAAGGUAUCAAUAAUACAGAUGUUUCAUAUUCACACCAUACAAAUAACUGGGCAGUGCUAGUUUCGACAUCUCGAUUUUGGUUCAACUAUCGUCAUAUUGCCAAUACGCUCAGCAUGUAUAGAACAGUGAAAAGGUUAGGAAUCCCCGAUUCGCAAAUCAUCCUUAUGCUAUCUGACGAUAUUGCAUGUAAUCCUAGAAAUGCGUUCCCCGGAGAAGUGUUCAAUAACAAGGACAGACAAAUCGAGCUCUACGGAGACAACGUCAAGGUGGAUUACCGUGGUUACGAGGUGACCGUUGAGAAAUUUAUACGGCUUUUAACGGACAGAUGGCCUAAAGAGCAUCCGAAAUCAAAAAGACUACUUACGGAUGAGCAUUCUAACAUCUUCAUCUAUAUGACGGGUCAUGGAGGUGCGGAUUUUCUCAAAUUUCAGGACGCAGAAGAGAUUGCAUCGCAAGAUUUGGCUGAUGCUUUUGAACAGAUGCAUGAAAAGAAGCGUUAUAACGAAAUCUUGUUCAUGAUUGAUACUUGUCAGGCAAAUACGAUGUACAGUAAGGUAUACUCGCCUAAUGUUUUGGCAAUAGGAUCGUCUGAAAUGCAUGAGAGCUCCUAUUCGCAUCAUUCUGAUACAGAAAUAGGUGUGGCUGUCAUUGAUAGAUUCACCUACUACAAUUUGGAGUUCUUGGAGAAUGUCACGCGUGAUUCUCCGCUUACUAUGCAGGACUUAGUUAAUUCGUACACCUUGGAUAAGAUCCAUUCUAAUGCUGGUGUACGUACUGAUUUGUUUGACAGAAAUUUAUCCGAUGUACUCAUUACCGAUUUCUUUGGAAAUGUUCAGAAAACCGUGGUGGAUGACGUCGAAGACGGUUUGUUAUAUUUGGCUGAUGAAGGCUCUGCAACUGCACCGAAGACGGAGGUCCCAUCUUCAUCUUCAUUAAGUGCUCGUACCACUGGUUUCUCUGGUAAAGACAACAUGAUAAAACUUGGUUCCAGUGCUGGUUCUACGAGUACGUUCAAAUCUGCCACCGUUCUCCUCUCCAUCAUUUUCCUUACCGUUUACUAUGUAAAGCAUUUGUAG